AUGUUGGAUAAUAAUUAUACCAUGCCAACUGAGUUCAUUUUUGUUGGGUUCACAGAUUAUUUACCUCUGAGAGUCACACUGUUUCUGAUAUUUUUUGUAGUUUAUGUAUUAACUGUAGUGGGGAAUAUGGGCUUGAUAAUAUUAGUUAACAUCGAUUCAAGCCUUCAAACCCCCAUGUAUUAUUUUCUUAGCAACUUAUCUUUCUUAGACAUCAGUUACUCCACAGCGAUUGCACCUAAGAUGCUGGUAAACUUCCUAGCAUCUCGAAAGAGCAUCUCUCCCUAUGGCUGUGCGCUCCAGAUGUUUUUCUUUGCUUGUUUCGCUGAUGCUGAGUGUCUCAUCCUGGCGGCAAUGGCAUAUGACCGAUACGCAGCCAUCUGUAACCCGUUGCUCUAUUCUACUCUUAUGUCUAGGAGAGUCUGUAUUUGUUUCAUUGUCUUAGCCUACUUUAGUGGAAGUAUGACUUCUCUGGUCCACGUUUGCCUCACAUUUAGAUUACCAUUCUGUGGCUCCAAUGUUGUCAACCAUUUUUUUUGUGAUAUCCCUCCUCUCCUGGCUUUAUCGUGUGCAGAUACUCAUAUCAAUGAGCUUCUGCUCUUUGCUUUGUGUGGUUUCAUUCAGACCAGCACUUUCGUGAUCAUAUUUAUCUCCUAUUUCUGCAUUCUAAUUACUGUUUUGAGCAUCAAGUCCUCAGGUGGCAAGAGCAAGACAUUUUCCACCUGUGCUUCCCAUCUGAUCGCAGUGACCUUGUUCUACGGAACUCUCCUGUUCAUGUACUUGCGUCCUACGACGAGCUAUUCCCUAGACACCGAUAAAGUGGUGGCAGUGUUUUAUACAGUCGUCUUUCCCAUGUUUAAUCCAAUCAUCUACAGCUUCAGGAACAAAGAUGUGAAGAAUGCUCUCAAAAAACUAUUAGAAAGUUACAGGACUUUCAAAUAA
This is a messenger RNA of Elephantulus edwardii (Cape elephant shrew), 939 nucleotides long. Its product is annotated as olfactory receptor 5AS1-like. The record is from RefSeq and is a predicted model, not a curated record. Gene Ontology annotation, molecular function: G protein-coupled receptor activity; olfactory receptor activity; odorant binding. Bases 1 to 939 code for a protein of 312 amino acids. NCBI's taxonomy places the organism in Eukaryota, Metazoa, Chordata, Mammalia, Macroscelidea, Macroscelididae. Gene Ontology annotation, cellular component: membrane. The transcript has a single exon. Gene Ontology annotation, biological process: sensory perception of smell; G protein-coupled receptor signaling pathway.